Messenger RNA from Papaver somniferum (opium poppy), 699 nucleotides. RefSeq names its product vicilin-like seed storage protein At2g18540. The record is from RefSeq and is a predicted model, not a curated record. The coding region runs from base 1 to 699 and encodes 232 amino acids. Lineage: Eukaryota; Viridiplantae; Streptophyta; Magnoliopsida; Ranunculales; Papaveraceae. The transcript has a single exon.
AUGGAAGAACAUCAAAGAACAGAAAUUCCAAUUGGAUCUCAGCGAGAACAAGGACAGAAUAAUGAUAUAGAUUAUGAUAGAGUGAGUGUCCAUACUGCAAUGACGGAUUCUACAGAGGAAGAACAGAGAAUUGGGAACAAAGAACCAGUUACAGCGAGUGAAGGAAAUAUGACGAUUGCAGAGCUUAGGCAAAGAUUACUAAUUGAACGAAAGAGAGAAGAAGAAGAGCGUGCGAAUUUAAUCCGUCAAAACGAUGAUUUACGAGAAGAGAAUCUUAGACUACAAGAACAAAGGUCAAGGAGUGCUACACGUUCAAGGUCAAGAUCAAGUAGAAGUUCCUCCACACAAAGUCAAUCUAAUCGAGGAAAUGAUAGGCGAAGGAAACACAUGGAAGUCAUUGAAGAAAACUCGCAAGAAAAUGAAAAUUUGGAGGAUCAAAGGGAAAGGAGACAUAAAGUUGACUUAGCAACUAAUCGGUAUGAACAUCCACGAAAACUUCUUCGUCGCGCACAUAUUAAUUUUGAAAGGGAAGAAGAAGAUCCAAGGCAAGGACAAAUGAUAUUACAUGGCAGAGAAAUAUUAAGAGACGAAUGUGAGCGCGAACGGGAGACUGCACGUACAAGAGAUAGACAGAAAAGAAGGGAAGAAUUAGAAGAGAGAGAAUUACAAAGAGGAUUGCGUCAUUUGAUAAUCGGGUAA